Salvelinus fontinalis (brook trout) is the source of this 386-nucleotide messenger RNA. It is a transcript of the gene scpp5, whose product is annotated as secretory calcium-binding phosphoprotein 5. The transcript is spliced from 7 exons. Lineage: Eukaryota; Metazoa; Chordata; Actinopteri; Salmoniformes; Salmonidae. Bases 12 to 386 code for a protein of 124 amino acids. The record is from RefSeq and is a predicted model, not a curated record.
CUCCUUUGAAAAUGAAGAUCACCAUUAUGUGCCUUUGUUUGGCCAGCUCAAUAUCUGCUGCUCCACGUCAACCUUUCUUCAAUUACUUGCCUCACUAUGGGGGUCCAAGGCAAUCAGGACCACCCACACAAGUGAAUGAUUUCCUCUACCCAGCAGGCCAGCCUUACCCUCAGCCUGGACUCAACGGCCCUGUCAGCAUGGAAAUAGUGUUUUCACAGAGUUUUCCUGGCAUGUCUAAUGGUGGCCAGAUCAAUGGACCACAGUCCUAUCCCUCUCAAGCCUUCAUCAAAUAUUCCCUACCUAAGGCACCGGGAAGAAAGAGUGUAGAAAUUUACUACCCCUAUGACUUUGUGCAGCAAAAGUGGGACCUGGAUCAGAGUAGUUGA